CCGCGCGCGGCGGCCUCAGCGCAGCCCCGCGAGGCGCCGAUCCCUCCGCGCCGCCCGGCCGCGCUCCCCCCUCACCCACGCAGGAGAGCGGAGGCGCGCGGCGCGAGGAAAAUAGUGCGCAGCGGAGUGAUCCGAACGCGGGGGCGGGGCGCCGGGGGCCAUAUAAGCACCUAGCGGAGGGAUGCGUGGCGCAGUUGGCGCUGGGUGAGGGAAAAAUGCAGAUCUUCGUCAAGACCCUGACUGGCAAGACCAUCACCCUUGAGGUCGAGCCCAGUGACACCAUUGAGAAUGUCAAGGCCAAGAUCCAGGACAAGGAAGGCAUCCCUCCUGACCAGCAGAGGCUGAUCUUUGCUGGCAAGCAGCUGGAGGAUGGCCGUACCCUCUCUGACUACAACAUCCAGAAGGAAUCCACUCUGCACUUGGUGCUGCGCCUGCGGGGUGGAAUGCAGAUCUUUGUCAAGACCCUGACUGGCAAGACCAUCACCCUUGAGGUUGAGCCCAGUGACACCAUUGAAAAUGUCAAGGCCAAGAUCCAGGACAAGGAAGGCAUCCCUCCUGACCAGCAGAGGCUGAUCUUUGCUGGCAAGCAGCUGGAAGAUGGCCGCACCCUCUCUGACUACAACAUCCAGAAGGAAUCCACCCUGCAUCUCGUGCUGCGCCUCAGGGGUGGCAUGCAGAUCUUUGUCAAGACCCUGACUGGCAAGACCAUCACUCUGGAAGUCGAGCCCAGUGACACCAUUGAGAAUGUCAAAGCCAAGAUCCAGGACAAGGAAGGCAUCCCUCCUGACCAGCAGAGGCUGAUCUUCGCAGGGAAGCAGCUGGAAGAUGGCCGUACCCUCUCUGACUACAACAUCCAGAAGGAGUCAACUCUGCACCUUGUCCUGCGCCUGCGGGGUGGUAACUGAACCAGCAGGUUGUUGCUUCAAAUAAAAGGUUCCCUGCACUUGUUCAUUCCAAUAAAGCUGUUGCAUCUGUAAAA
Molecule: messenger RNA, 979 nt
Organism: Haemorhous mexicanus (house finch)
Lineage: Eukaryota; Metazoa; Chordata; Aves; Passeriformes; Fringillidae
Gene: UBB
Product: ubiquitin B
Exons: 2
Coding region: 216-905 (229 amino acids)
Biological process (GO): modification-dependent protein catabolic process; protein ubiquitination
Cellular component (GO): nucleus; cytoplasm
Molecular function (GO): ubiquitin protein ligase binding; protein tag activity
Source: RefSeq, a predicted model, not a curated record